AGGAAAAGUAGAUAGUGGGCAGCAGGAAAUGGAGGACUCCGGGAAGGGAGAUGAGAUCGAGAAGAGGGGAGAGAAUGAGAACAAAGAAGAAACUCCCGAAGAAGCUGGUAGUGUCUUCAUGGAAGGUUUUAAGGCGGGCCUUGAAGCAGUCAGAAAGUCAAGUAUGUCAACAGCGAGUCCUUCAGCAAGCCUGGCAUCACUACACACAGAGGAGACCCAUCCCAAAAAGGGCCCAACGAUACACCAGGCGGCCAAGAUAGGGGACUUGGACAGACUGAAGGAGCUUGCCACGUAUUCAGAGGAGCUUGUGAGCCAAAUGGAUGAACGAGGCUGGACUCCCCUCCAUGUUGCUUGUGCUAAUGGCAGGCUGGAAGUAGUGAAGCACUUGUCUGUGAAGACAGCCAACCUGUACAAGGAGACACCUACUGGGUACACACCGAUGCACAUAGCUGCCAUGAACGGCCAUGUCAACUGUAUGAUGGUUCUGCACGCUAUGGGAUGUCCCAUCAACUCUCGCAGUGCAGACAGCCAGACCCCGCUGCACCUGGCCGCCAUGAACGGACACCCCGAGUGCUGCAAAUGGCUGCUGGCCAACCGUGCCUCACUGGACGCCAAGGAUGCCAUGGAGCGCUCUGCACUUGAACUGGCAGAAGAGUACAAGCAUGACACUGUGGCCCAGCUGCUGCAAACAUGCAGGAAGGAACUGGAGAGGAAAGACAGUUCCCUCACUCUGCUCAGGACAUCAGGAACAUCUAAAGAUGCUGAUGUUGGCCAGCCAGUGGAGGAAAGUGAAGAAACAGAGACGUGGCAUGAUGAUAAAGAAGAGCCUCCUAAGAAAACAGAGGAGAAGGGGAAAGAGGAGGACAGCUCUGCUAAGGACAGUGAAGAAGGUUCAGAUGAAGAUGAGGAGUCUGACAAGUUGGACGAUGCUCUGCCAGAAGCUGUGAAGAAGAAAGAGAAGGAGGCUCUUCUGGACAGGAAACGUUCGUAUCAAGAACAGCAGGAGAAGAUGGCAACAACCAACACCAGCUUCCUGGAUGCCAUCAGAUCAGAGUUUGAAUAAUACACAUGUAAAGAUUAUUUUACAAUAUAGGUGUGUCACACAAAUAAUGUAGAUGUACCAUAUUAGAGGGCAAUGGAAACAAAUUGUAACAAAUAGUUUUAACAAUCAUUCCUUCAAUAGGGAAACAAAAUACCAUACUCAUACCUCUGUCCCCAUAGCCCCAGGGUACCAUCCUCCAUAGAUACCACCAGCUCAUUCUUGUUGCUAGCCUGGGUACCAUCCUCCAUAGCCUGGGUAGUCAGCAACAAUCAGAGAGAGCCAACGGUACCUGUGGAGGAUGGUAUGCAGGCUAUCAGAAAUGCUCUUGAAGUAGCAGUGCUCAAAGGAGACUUGUACAUACAUGUAGAUGGAAAGCAUGCAGAAUAUUAUGAUGUCAGAGGUCUGUAGGUCAAUUUGAGUGAGUUUUCUGGUGGAAAAUGUACUGCCUUGUGUAAAUAGCUGCAAUACUGCAGGAUUAAUUGCUGAUGGGAUUAUCUAAUAAAUUGUCAUAAAUCCAUCCAGCAGAACUUACUAAGGGAAUAUAGUUUUAGUACAUACAUGUACUGGCUUUAAUUAAUACCAAGAUCUGGGAAUAGUGGAUGACUAAAAUCUGUGUGCAGUAAUAUAGAUUCAAUGAUUUUGUUUGACCAAAAGUGGGCAACAGAUUGAUUUUGUCUAGCAUGGUGCCAUCCUGUUUGUAUACCAGGGCUCCCAGUGAGCGAAUAUGGGAGCCGUGCUAUACAAAGGCGAUGGCACCCAGGAUAAAUUCCAUCCACCAGCCUGGUUCAAUGUCAGCUAUGAUUGAAGGUUAUUGUGAUGGGAGGUGGGGAGUAAGACUGCAAUACUUAAAGUACAUGUAGAUGAUGUCUCUGCAAUAUUAGUGGAUGUAUGAAAUUGAAGUGGUCCUUGAUUACAGAGAUUAUGUUCUUGUCUGUAUAUGUCUUCACCUUUAGAUACCAUUGGUAUGAUGUAACUUUUGUAUACACAGUUCUAGUGGAAUACUGGAGCUUACAUGUACAUGCUGUAUGAGGCUACAAUCUCCAUACAAAAUACAAGAAGAUAACUUUAAACUUAACUGCAAAGUUAAAUUGAUUUGGCCAAAAUGCAUCUGGACAUGCCAAGUGAUUUUCAUUGAUAUACUAGUAAUUCUAACAUGACUUUGUGAUGAUGGCAUGUCUAGAGAUCACAAUACUGUCUAUCUACUUCGAAUGCUACAUAUCUCGAAUACCGCAAUAGGAGAUUGAUAAUUGUAAGCUUCAUCACAUCCCAUUAGGUGCUAUAUACACACACUAGGCUAGUUGCUGCUACCAGAACAGUGAAACAAAAUAGGUGCAUGGUGCCAACCUUUAAAGAAAUAGCUGUUAUUUUUGUGGCAGAAGUAUUAUAAUAGCAGCUGUCUGCAUUUAAAUAAAUGUGUAGAUUUUUCCA
Branchiostoma belcheri (Belcher's lancelet) is the source of this 2470-nucleotide messenger RNA. RefSeq names its product ankyrin repeat, PH and SEC7 domain containing protein secG-like. The transcript is spliced from 8 exons. Bases 29 to 1063 code for a protein of 344 amino acids. The record is from RefSeq and is a predicted model, not a curated record. NCBI's taxonomy places the organism in Eukaryota, Metazoa, Chordata, Leptocardii, Amphioxiformes, Branchiostomatidae. Gene Ontology annotation, molecular function: protein binding.